Paracoccidioides lutzii Pb01 is the source of this 237-nucleotide messenger RNA. RefSeq lists its product as hypothetical. The transcript has 2 exons. The record is from RefSeq and is a predicted model, not a curated record. Bases 1 to 237 code for a protein of 78 amino acids.
AUGAAGAAUAGUAGUAGUAGUAGUAGUGGUAGUGGUAGUAGUAGUAGUAGUUCGGGCUGUCCAAAUACGAUUGUAGUAGCUAGUAUUGAAGGCAUGGAUGUCGUAGCAUUCCUCAACAGCGCGUGGGUCGGAGAGAGCUCCCCAUUGACCCAUUCACCAACAGGGCCCCGACAAGCACAAGGCACCAGGUCACAGGUAGAGUGGGAUCUGUUGUUCCCUGGAGAAGCAGCAGCUUGA